Eurytemora carolleeae is the source of this 1114-nucleotide messenger RNA. It is a transcript of the gene Cpsf5, whose product is annotated as cleavage and polyadenylation specificity factor subunit 5. The transcript is spliced from 3 exons. Gene Ontology annotation, molecular function: mRNA binding. Gene Ontology annotation, cellular component: mRNA cleavage factor complex. The record is from RefSeq and is a predicted model, not a curated record. Bases 43 to 708 code for a protein of 221 amino acids. NCBI's taxonomy places the organism in Eukaryota, Metazoa, Arthropoda, Copepoda, Calanoida, Temoridae.
CCAAAUUUAAAUUUUUACAUUUUCAGAUUUUGGAUAAAUAAAAUGGCUGGAACAGGAUGGCCACGUGGAUCUACCCAACCUAUGGUUACCCAGACUACUCCUAAGAAUCCGUCCUUGACCCUGAGCCGGACUGUGAACCUGUAUCCGCUCACUAACUACACCUUCGGGACCAAGGAUCCUCUGUUUGAGAAGGAUCCCAGUGUUCCCGCCAGGUUUCAGAGAAUGAGGGACGAAUAUGAAAAGCUUGGUAUGAGAAGAUCAGUUGACGGUGUACUCCUGGUACAUGAGCAUGGUUUACCUCAUGUACUCCUUCUACAGCUGGGAACUACGUUCUUCAAGCUCCCUGGGGGAGAACUUAAUCCAGGAGAGGAUGAGUGUGAGGGUUUGAAAAGGUUGAUGACAGAAACUCUGGGUCGGGCUGACAGUGGAACCUCAGACUGGGUUGUAGAGGAUACUAUUGGGAACUGGUGGAGACCAAAUUUUGAACCUGCUCAGUACCCGUAUAUACCUCCUCACAUCACUAAACCUAAGGAGCACAGAAAGUUGUUCCUUGUACAGUUGAAGGAGAAAGCGUACUUCGCAGUGCCGCGUAACUACAAGCUCGUUGCCGCGCCGUUGUUUGAGUUGUACGAUAACUCCGCGGGAUACGGGCCCAUCAUCUCCAGCAUGCCACAAUCUCUGAGCAGAUUUAACUUUAUCUAUAUGUAGAUACAGGGCAUACAAACUUGAUUUAAUUUGGUGCAUUGGCACGUGCAAGCUUAUUCUUUUUCUAAAAUUAUAAAACGUUUAUUUUGGUAAUUAUGAUCUAUUUUUCUUUUCAUUUGUCAUGUCAAAGCACGCGUCAUUUUGGUAAUCUAACCCACAUAAGAUCUAAUUAUUUUUCUGUUUUAGGGUACUACAUUCAUACCUGACUCCAGGGUUGGAAGGAAGAUAUGUACGUACCCAACUAAGAAGAAUGUACCACAAUUAAACAACUCUCACAAAUAUUAAAAAUUCCAGUAUUUCCUAUUUGUUUUUUGUAUUUGUUUUUGCAAUUGUAAUAGAAAAUAUUUUUGAGAGUUAAUUUCCUUAUUUAUAAUUUCCUCAGCAUUUCAUUUGACAUUGUUUCAGAAAA